AUGAUCCAGCUGAUGGUACUGCUAUACAAUUGGGUGUGGAAAAACGAGUAUACGCCAAGUAGAUGGAGGGAAGGAGUUGUUGUGAACUUGUUCAAGAACGGAGACAAGACCGACUCAGGAAACUACAGGGGGAUCACACUGUUGAACACGGUAGGAAAGUGUUCUGCAGGUUUCCGCAAGAAGAGGAGGUGCAUAGACCACGUAUUCACGGUAGGGAAGAUCAUCCAAGGUAGAAAGAGGGCAGGAAAGCCGACGUACUGCUUCUUCCUGGACAUGAAAAAGGCAUAG
This is a messenger RNA of Ectocarpus sp. CCAP 1310/34, 288 nucleotides long. NCBI's taxonomy places the organism in Eukaryota, Phaeophyceae, Ectocarpales, Ectocarpaceae. The record is from the annotation of a GenBank genome assembly.